Molecule: messenger RNA, 4708 nt
Organism: Medioppia subpectinata
Lineage: Eukaryota; Metazoa; Arthropoda; Arachnida; Sarcoptiformes; Oppiidae
Source: the annotation of a GenBank genome assembly
AAUAAGUGGAUGAAUGACACAAAUGUGUGAUUGAAUUGCAUUGCAUUUGACACUCGAUUCACACAAACAGACCAUUGAUUACAAACACCGCUCUUAUGUCACACGAAUUGGUGACCCAUUGAAGCCAUCACUCAAUUGAUCCGUACGUUUGCUGUCACACAAUCAGCGAUCAACACAUCGUCGCCUGAAGAUGGCUGAAGAACAGGAACAGGACUUCUCGAAGCUGUCGAUCGACGAUCGCUGCGCUCAUAAGAACUGGAAGGCGAGACUCAGUGGUUACGAGUCGUUGACCUCUUUGUUCCAGACGUUGGACGACGAGAAGAGUCCAGAGUUUGUCAAAUAUGCGCCAAUCGUCAAGAAAUUGGUCGUCGACUCCAACGCCGCCGCACAGGAAAAGGGUUUGGCCGCCGUUUUGGCGUUCGUCGAGAACUACGCGACGGCCGGGAAGUAUGUGGAGGGAGUGGUGUCAGGCAUUAUCACCAAAUGCCUCAUUUCACCCAAAGUCAAGACCCGAGAAACGGCUCAUGAGAUCGUUUUGAUGUUCGUUGAGAUCGAGAAACAAGAGUUAGUGAUUGAAGAGCUAAUCAAAGGGUUGGACAACAAAACACCCAAAAUAGUGUCGGCGACCGUUUCGCUCAUCAGACAGUGUCUUAACUCUUUUGGGGUUAAAAUCAUUAACGUUAAGCCUAUCGUUAAGAUAAUUCCCAGACUUCUUGAAGACAGAGAUAAGAAUAUCAGAGAAGAGGGAAAAUUAUUGUCUAUAGAGUUGUUUCGGUGGAUUAAAGAGGCCCUCAAACCGCAACUCCAGAACCUAAAGCCGGUUCAGUUGCAAGAGUUGGAGACAGAGUUCGAGAAAGUGAAGGACGAGAGACCGCGUCAGACGAGACUCUUGAGGUCACAGCAGGCAAAGGCCGAGUGCGGGGCCGAUGACGGCAAUGAGUUGGACGGAAACGCGGGCUCGCAUUCAGUGCCCGAACCGGAAGUGGUGAUCGAUCCGUACGACCUGAUGGAACCCGUGGACAUACUCUCCAAAAUACCCAAUGAUUUCUACGAGUUAUGUGAGGCUAAGAAAUGGCAGGAGAGGAAGGAAGCGCUGGAAAAGCUUCAGGAAUUACUGGACAAAAAUCCGCGCUUAGUUUCCGGCGAUUAUUCAGAUUUAGUGCGACUCUUGAAGAAAAUGAUCCAAAAAGACACUAAUAUUAUAGUCGUUACGAUUGCCAUCAAAUGUAUGGCCGCAUUGGCCACUGCCUUAAGGAAGGCGUUUCACGCGUACGCGAACUCUACUAUUUCUAUAAUCAUUGAGAAAUUCAAAGAGAAAAAGCAAACCGUUGUUCAAGCAUUGCGUGAAGCCAUCGAUGCGGUCAUCGUUGCCACAACUCUUGAGGCUAUCAUUGAAGACGUGACGACUGCGUUGGACAACAAGAAUCCUCAGAUAAAGAGCGAAACGGCACUGUUUUUGGUCCGAACUUUUGCUAAAACUCAUCCAAACGUAUUGAAUAAGAAAUUGUUGAAAACAUUUUGCACUUCUUUAAUGAAAACUUUGAAUGACAUGGACUCAACAGUACGCGAUUCAUCGGCUGAAGCCUUGGGAACCGCUAUGAAAGUGGUCGGCGAGAAGACUAUUACUCCAUUCCUUCAAGGAGUGGAAGCCAUCAAAAUGACCAAAAUUAAGGAAUUUUACGAUAAGGCAGAGGUGAAGGUUCAGGCGAGUGCUGCGCCCGUCGCCGCACCGGCCAAACCUCCAGCAGUGAAACGGCCGCCGAAGGCUAAUAUCGCCAAAUUUUCGUCAGACGAGUCGAUCGGAGGUUCGUCUGAAGAACUGAACGCUCCUUCGAAACUAGUGGCCAAAAAGGGUGUCAAUAAAGCUGUCAUUAGUAAACCGAAGAGUGCUAUGGGAAGGCCUCAAACCAAUGGUUCGGCAUCUGAUUUGGCGGCCAAUUCUGAGGGACAAAACAAACCUAAAUUUCUUACCAAAACUAAGACCACAAAAGUGACGACAACUAAACCGACCGCUAGUUCUAAGAAACCAGAAGAAGUGACGUCCACUUCACCGCUGAUGCCCUUAAAUAAGAUGAAAGAGCAGCGAUUGGCCGAUGAAAAGGCACUCAAAGUGUUGAAGUGGAACUUCACGACUCCGCGCGAAGAGUUUUACACUCAGCUUAAGGAACAGAUGAUUAACGCCGAAUGGCAAACAAAUUUGAUUACCAGUUGCUUUCACUCUGACUUCAAAUUUCAUAUAAAAGCAAUCGAUUCGAUGAAAGAGUUCUUAACGGUCGGCAAUUUGGAGGCCACGGCAGCCAAUUGUGAUCUAAUCCUCAAAUGGAUUGCCUUAAGAUUUUUCGAUACAAAUCCAUCGGUUAUUCUCAAAGCGUUGGAAUAUUUACUGCUUAUCUUCGAUGCCUUUCACACCAAUAGUAUUAAUCUUUCGGAUUCUGAGGCCAACUCUUUUAUGCCGUAUUUGGUUCUCAAAUCGGGUGACCCUAAAGACGCCGUUCGUAAUAAAGUACACGAUAUCUUCAAGACAUUGGGACAGAUAUACUCGCCGUCGAAGAUAUUCACGCAUUUGAUGACUGGUCUGCAGUCGAAGAACGCCAGACAGCGAAUGACGUGUUUGGAUGAGUUGGCGAAUCUGAUCGAGUCGUGCGGACUCAGUGUCUGUCAGUCGACAAUCUCUAUAACAAUGAAAGAAAUCGCGAAAUUCAUCGCCGAUAGGGAUAACGGCGUCCGAAACGCAGCGCUUAAUUGUGUGGUUCAGGUCUACUUCAUUGAAGGCGAGAGGGUUUACAAACACAUCGGACAGCUCUCUGACAAAGACUCGAGUCUUUUGGAGGAACGCAUUAAGAGAGCGUCGAAGAAUAGGAUACCACCGGUUCCGCCACAAUCAGCGCCCGCAGCUGUCAAUGUGUCGACUGUACCCAAAAUGACGAGCGCUCCCAAUAUAAUGCCCGAUCGACGCGAGAACCGAACUCCUAGUCCUCCGAACACUGCAACCAUUACUAAACAAUUCAGUGCAACGAAGACUAUAACCAGACAACGGCCCAAAUCUAUGGGUCCUUUGGGUCCACUUUCUCUGGAUUUGGAAGAAAUUGAACAAAGAGUUGGUUCUAAUAUGAAAAGAGAGAGAAGAACUCCGCCUAAGAAUAUAGGACUUACUUAUAGAGCGAGAGAUAUGUAUAGCGAGGAAAAUGUGGACGAAAUUCUCAAUUUACCGGACAUUCAGAUCCGAAAGAGUAUCUCUUCAUCAAUGGCUCCGAUGAAUAAAAUGCUGAACUCAUCGCCAAAAGCAGAUGUGGCGCUCAAUCUAGUGAUGGCUCAGUUGUCGUCGCAGGAAAUCAGUGCCGCAAUGGAAGCGCUCUCGCAGUUGUCUCAACUGCUGGAAAACGAUACAAAGGCUGAAGCAAUUCUCACACCAAAAGUGGAUCAACUCAUUAUAAUGUGUUAUAUGCAGUACAGACUCUUUCUGACCAAACAUUUGGCCGAUCAGUCGAUACCCAGAUCACAGGCCGUCGAUCUCUUCAAAGGAGUGACAAAUGUUUUGCUCACUUUGUUUUCAAAACCAUAUUUGGGUCGAAAGGCGAGUCGAGAUGUGUUGCGGGAACUCAUGUCACAUAUGAUACAACUUCUCGUUGACUCCAAACUCAUUGAAUUAAACGAAAACAAAGAGAUUAUUAAAAGUGUAAAUCUUUUGGUGUCGAAUGUGAUCGCAGGUUCCGACUCCACAAACAUUGUUUCGGCAUUAAUUAAAUUAUUACACGAUUGCGUCAGUAAUUCAAUCAACGCUUCGCCCAAAUUCAUGGAUAUGAUUAUGAAGUGCUUAUGGAAAAUAUGUCGAAAUCUCGACAAUUACAUCGAAAACAUGGUUAUCGACAAAGUUCUCGUUGAAGUCCAUCUCUUCCUUAAGGCGUUUCCAAGUUUGUGGUGGAAGGAGAACAACAAGAACGACACUCCGUUGCGAACCAUUAAAACACUCACUUAUCUCAUUGUACACCAAAAGGGAGAAUCGAUUUUCACUCAUUUGACUUUAAUUCAAGACCGAAAUGAAUCCGAAUUAUGCCAUUAUAUACAGAAAGCACUCAAACAGAGCGAUAAAUUAGUGAAAACUUGUUCUCAAAAGACAAACCAAAACUCUUCUCCAUUAAAGAUGACGAAAUCAGCGCAAAAUCAAUUGAUGUCAAUAUUGAGCAAAUUGGGAACCGAUGAGAAUCAGGACGGAAUGGAAGAGCUCUACGAAUUCACUCAAACUUAUCCUCAAAUAUCUUUAGAGCCUUAUUUGCAGAAGUCUUCCGAGAAUUUCAAAGACUUUAUAGCCGACAGUUUGCGUAAAAUGCGAGCCGAAAGGCAGACUUUAACCACUGGUAAAGCUCUCGAAACCAAUGGCAGUCGUUUGCAGACCAACAGCGCUAACGGCGAGGAGAGGUAUAAGCGGACGGCCUUUGCACGCGUGCCUCCGCCCCAGAACCAGAAGGAGGCGGUCGAGUGGUUGAAGUCAGCGGCCGGUUCUCUAGGCUUUGAUGCCAACAAAUACAACGAUAAGGACAUCAUUUCCCAAAUGUCUUCAACCGAAUCCAUCUCUAAUAUAGAAGAGGCGGAAAUGGCUGUCAGGAGAGCGCAGGAGACGCUCGAGAAGUUCAAGAAAGCGUACGCUAACGGACAGAACAGGACUACAUCAUUUCCCAAAUGGCUUCAACCGAAACCAUCUCUAAUAUAG